CCCACAUGACUUUAACGCAGCACGUGCUACGUUCAAGUCAUGUGGGGCGGAUGAAGAGAGUUGAUGAUUGUGAUUUUUUGGUACCGAGCGGAGAGGAGAUGCACACGGCACUCGAGUGAGCUCAAGUGUGUCCGUUUGUAUUGAGUUGAAGACCUCCUAUGAGCACAAGGACUGAGGCGAGGUGAGGAAAAUCAGUGCUACGAUAAGUCAGAAGGAGGGAGCCUAAUAUUAUGGGGACCAGAAGUGAAGGAACAAUGCGUGUCCAUGUGCACACCAAGUUCUGCUUCCUGUGUGUCCUCACGUUCCUGUUCCAGUGCGUCCACUGUCACGAGGAGGGCCAGCACGGCGAGCAUCCACAAGGCGAUGGCCACGGCCACGGCCACGGCCACGUCCACAACGACCUGCAGAUCUCCCAGGCCCCGUACGUGGGCGGAGCCGCCACUCCGUCCCCCAAGUCCAGCCAGGUCACCGCGUCCAUGCUAGCGGAGGAGCAGCACUUCUACGUCCAGCAGCUAUUCAAGCGCUACGGCAAAAUGGGCCGGCUGGACUUUCAGGGCUUCCAGACCCUGCUAGUCAGCCUGGGCCUUGGCGAGGUGAAGGUGGUGGGCGCCGAGCACGAGGAACUAGGCCACGAUCAUGUCGCCCACCUGGACAUGCUGGACGUGCAGGAGGGGCUUCACUCUCAUUUCCCCACAGACGGCCACCACCAUGGAAAGGCCGGUCACCAUCACCCCCACACUGAAAGGGCGACAAUAAAGUGCAGCAAGCAGGACAGCGAGGCCAGUCCGACGGCCGACGGCGGCCCACUGCAGGACCAUAACCACACGCACGACCAGGACAAGGACCCAGACCACGCCCACGAGGUACAAGACCAGCAUAAACACUCAGCCGGCCACCCCAAGGGCCACGCGCACAAGCACGGCCAUGGCCACGCUCACGGCCCCGACAAGGAGCACGUUCACGGGGCGAUGCCUGUCAGUAGGGCAGACGUCUCCCGACAGCUCGACGACCACGAUCAUGACCCCCCACAGCAAACACUAUCCACCACCGACAUUUCAUCCACCCACCCAGAGCAGCUCCCCACAGCCCAGACGGCGCCCCCCGUAGCCCCCCAGCAGCAUCUCCCGGAGGCUACGUCCCCAGAGUCCGAGCCGCCGACCGCCGCAGCGGCAGAGAGCCGGACCAAGCGGCCCCGGAAGACCACCAGGGACCGAGGGCAGCGGGCUCGGAACAGAACCGCCUCCUCCGCUCUACCGGGGGAGCAGGGCAGCGGCAAGCAGCACCGAAACCAUGAACAGAAACACAACCACGACCGAGAACACAACCUUGAACACAAUCAUGAGCAGGAGCACGACCACAGUCACGACCACGACCACAGCCACGACCACGACCACGACCACAGUCCGGGCAGGAAACGGAAGAGGGAAGCACCGGGGGGGCCUCUCCCCCCAACUCCCUCGGCUCCAUCAGGUCCUGGUAAUUUAAGGGGAGUGGCUCACCAUCACGAAGAGUGUCUGAACCUGACCCAGCUGCUGAGGUACUACGGUCUGAACCCAGACUCUCAGAUCUCCCAGGCCCAGUUUACCUACCUGUGCCCCGCCUUGCUCUACCAGAUAGACAGCCGGCUCUGCAUCCGCCACUUCCACCAGCUGGAGGUGGAGCAGAAAGACAUCGGUAACUCUGGGUGGGUGUGGAUGUGGGGCUUUGUGUCCAUCACCAUCAUCAGCCUGCUGUCUCUGCUGGGCGUGGUGCUGGUGCCUAUCCUCAACCAGUCCUGCUUCAAGUUCCUGCUCACCUUCCUGGUGGCGCUGGCCGUGGGCACGCUUAGUGGCGACGCCCUGCUGCACCUGCUGCCCCACGCUCAGGGGCAGCAUACCCACGGGGAGCCGGCUGCGGCAGGGGCCCCCGAGGACUGGCUGACAGCCUUCGACGGGGUGUGGAAGGGCCUGACGGCGCUGGCGGGAAUAUACCUGCUGUUCAUCAUCGAGCACUGUAUCGGCAUGGUCAAGCACUACAAAGACCAAGGGGGAACCUUCUGUGCCCGGAAGAAGCGGGGAGAAGAAGGAAAGAUCGGCAGAAAGCUGUCGGACCAUAAGCUGAACCGGCGCUCUGACACAGAGUGGCUGAACCUCAAGCAUCUGGACAAAGGGGCUGACGGCGGCACGGUGGGCUCCUGUGACAAUGGCCACAACGACACCCAGCUCAGCGAGCUCCAGCCCCCCGAGUCCCCCUCCGCUAAGGCCCCGCUGGCCCCCGCAGAGCUGGCGCCCACCACCCCCACCAGGGACAAGGGCAAGAAGCACGGCCACUCCCACGGCCACGGCCACUCCCACGGCGGCAACUGCCACACGGACCAGGAGAUGAAGGACGCGGGCAUCGCCAGCAUCGCCUGGAUGGUGAUCAUGGGGGACGGCAUGCACAACUUCAGCGACGGCCUGGCCAUCGGUGCGGCCUUCAGUGCAAACAUCACUGGAGGUAUCAGCACGUCGGUGGCCGUCUUUUGCCACGAGCUGCCCCACGAACUGGGGGACUUUGCGGUGCUGCUGAAGGCGGGGAUGUCCGUGAAGCAAGCCAUCGUGUACAAUCUGCUGUCGGCGCUCAUGGCGUACGUGGGCAUGGUUAUCGGCACGGCCGUGGGCCAGUACGCGCACAACGUCACCAGCUGGAUCUUCGCCGUCACCGCCGGCAUGUUCCUCUACGUGGCGCUGGUGGACAUGCUGCCUGAGAUGCUACACGGGGACAGCGAGGAGCACAAGCGUUGCCAGCUGGGCCACUUCCUUCUCCAGAACCUGGGCCUGAUGACCGGCUUCGUCCUCAUGCUGCUCAUCGCCAUCUUCGAGGAUCAGAUCGUCUUCAACUUUGACUGGGUGUAGAUUGGGUGGGAGGGCAGGGAGGGUGGGAUGGGGUUGUGUGUGUGUGUGUGUGUGUGUGUGUGUGUGUGUGUGUGUGUGUGUGUGUGUGUGUGUGUGUGUGUGUGUGUGUGUGUGUGUGUGUGUGUGUGUGUGUGUGUGUGUGUGUGUGUGUGUGUGUGUGUGUUGGGGGUCAAAGCUAGAUGUGUGGAUGUUGUGCUUCCCAGCCUCAACAUACUGUGCUUGCUACGUGACGGUCCUGUCUUGCAUGCAUUGUGAAGCUCACAGCAGUGGCUUAUGCAUCGCAGCAUCAUCAUCAUCAUCAUCCUCAUCAUCAUCAUCAUCAUCAUCAGUUUGAUGUUGGCAUGCCCCCCCGCUAUCUUCAUCGCUGUCCAUUCAAACCUGAUGCCUGAAGGACUCCAAACAGGACCCCCACACACCCCGGCUGGUGGCUGUCGCCCUCAUCCUCCUCCUCCUCCUCCACGCCACACACACACAUCUGUGGAGCGUCGCCACUGGUAAUCCAUCAUGGAGCUGUGUUGUCAUGCCGAUGUCGCCGCGGUGUCACGUACUGAGCAUCUCUUGUCUCGUCUGUGUCAGGCCCUCGCAUCACAAACUCUCGUCGCCACGGUUACGUCCACGGCCAAUCAAAAUGAAGGAAGCCAUGCCGCCUUUUUGACGCAUCGACAUGCAAACGCGUCAAGCACUCCUUGGCUCGGAAUAGCAAACUCUCAUUGGCUCGUUAGUUCCUCUAGUGUCUUUAUUUAUGUGUAGUAUUUGUUUGAAUGUCUGAUUUGUUAUUUCUCAGUUACUGCGCACGGUGCCAGCAUUGAAACAGCAAUGCUGACAAUGCCUUUAAAAAGAGAUGGACUCUUCGGACUACAGGCAUAACAUUUAUGUUUGUUUUAGGAAGACUAACAGAAAUGUCUGAAUGAUGCUGUUCUAGAGAGAUAAUCAAUGUCAAAAUGUGAAUUUAGCAAUAGGGACGUCUCUGACGGCAUAAACAGUGUUUUAGUUUACUAGGUUAUUGAGCAUCAGAAACUGCUGUGCCAAAAUCCUUGGCCCCGCUGCAGACCUUUUACGUUCAAUUCAGGCAACAGAUUACACCUCGCGAUAUUGACAAGCUGCAACAACAGAAAUACUAAUGCAAUGAAUCGAAAAGCAACAACCCAUCACUGCAAUCACUGCUCAUCUUAACAUUAUAUUAUCUCCUCAUGUUUACUUUGUGAUUCUGACAAUCUCAAGACAAUGGUAAGGACAGCGGUCGUCUUGCGCGGUACGUUCUCAUCGGUGCUCUAUGGUGUGUCCUCAAUGUAUUACACGAUGCGUUCACAUAGUACAUGCAGACAGGACGUCCUCAGAGUGAGCGCCCACAUGGUGCAUCACUACGGUUUGUCCUCCUAGUCUCCUCCUUCUGGUUCAUGCACACGGUACGUCCUGAGUGCAUUCACAUGGUACCCCAUGUCGUUUACCUCUUACACUUUUUUAUUUUGUUGGGGUGAUAUUUCCCCCUUUAUGCCACAUGUGUCAAAAAUGGCAGUUAUUGGAUUAAUUUUUUGUUCUCCAGCCACGUACUAAGUUUGUCAAAAACUGGCUGGUGCUCGUCACAAUCACACAUUCCACCUAACAUUCCAUUGGGUGUGCUCAUCCCAGGCUAGCAUGCCAGGCUAAAAAGCUUUAGCUUGGUAGCACGUUAGGGGUAGCCUGAUAGCAUGCUAGGCUAACUCCCUGUAGCCUGAUGCCAAGCUAGGCUAGCAUGCGUUAUGUGUGCUAGCCUAGCGUAAGCGUGCUCACGUGAGCACACCCAUAUUUGUGACUUUGUUUAUCCUGUCACCAUGUGACAUCCAUCGUAUGAAGAAUCCUGGUCGUCACAUUAAAGUAAUGUAUUUGAUCUGAGUGAAUCAUGCAUGAUGCGUGAGUGGAUGGUAGACUGUAAAUCAUUUAUCAGGCGAUCAGAACUUUAUGUACUAUAUAUUUUAUUUUGGAGCUCCACUGAUUGACACCAAUGCCCAAAGUUUUUCUGGGCUGGUGUCCAACGUUCUCAAACGGCCUUCUAAGUAAGUGUCUGGCAGAGAAUGUUGAUCCAUUUUUAAAUACGCCUUAAGGGUACAUGCCUGUCAAUUAUUUUUAUUUUAAGUAAUUAAAGUCAUGUCAAAGGAAAAAGAGGUUGAUCUAAUAAUUUGAUCGUGUCAGACAAUAUGGAUGAUAACAUAAUUUGUACCCUUGUCCAACACCAAAUUGCUCCAUCCAAAAAAAUAAGGGCUCUUUCACUAAAGCUCAUUAUUUAUGUUUCAUGAAACGUUAAGUCAAAUGUUUUAAUUGUUGGAACAUAUUUUUUUUAUGUGGCCUAUGACAUGUAAGUCUGGCACUGUUUUUGCAGUUUAUCUGUUGAAGAAUACGACUUUUGGAGCCGCUAAGCCCCCCCAAGAAGUGCUUGUUUCUCGGAACCCAGACAACACCGUUGUCUGGAAAACAAAGAAGGCCAAUUGUUUUGGUUUGUGUAUAUAUUGUUAAGGAGCUUGGGUAUGGUUGCAUUGCAAUGUGAUGUCAUUGCCAAUUAUCUGUCUUGUACAUUAUCCUCAUGAGUCCAAUAAACAUGAAAAACAUC
Molecule: messenger RNA, 5457 nt
Organism: Gadus macrocephalus (Pacific cod)
Lineage: Eukaryota; Metazoa; Chordata; Actinopteri; Gadiformes; Gadidae
Gene: slc39a10
Product: solute carrier family 39 member 10
Exons: 12
Coding region: 231-2873 (880 amino acids)
Biological process (GO): zinc ion import across plasma membrane; positive regulation of B cell receptor signaling pathway; intracellular zinc ion homeostasis
Cellular component (GO): membrane
Molecular function (GO): zinc ion transmembrane transporter activity
Source: RefSeq, a predicted model, not a curated record